Messenger RNA from Homarus americanus (American lobster), 5457 nucleotides. RefSeq lists its product as uncharacterized. The record is from RefSeq and is a predicted model, not a curated record. Gene Ontology annotation, biological process: regulation of sodium ion transport. The coding region runs from base 574 to 2031 and encodes 485 amino acids. Lineage: Eukaryota; Metazoa; Arthropoda; Malacostraca; Decapoda; Nephropidae. The transcript is spliced from 2 exons. Gene Ontology annotation, molecular function: sodium channel regulator activity.
GUGUCAUGCGCACUGCACUGACUCACAGGGAAGACACCAGUUUUAAGAGAAAUAACAAAGGAUUCAUAAUAAUCUUAUGCAGUGUGACUUAACAUAGGGUUUUAUAUUACUAAUUUCAUUCCCUGAAUAGGUUUGGUCAUAUUGGUGCACAGUAUAACGUAAAUAAUUUUGUACUUGGCAUCUUCCUACGGGGGGUUUCAUGCAGAGGUCAAGUGACGCCUGCGCCAGUUACUGCAGCGCCAUCUUUGUCUCUACACUGAUGAAAAUUCUUCCAGUUUGUGAUAAUGUGGUGGUUGAAACGUGGGUCCUGAGGGAGCUGGAUACGAGGAAAAACUUAUAGUGAUGCGUAUAAAAGAAGACCUUGUGUGAGUAAAAAGAGCAUGUUGCCAGUUGAAGCACUUGGCACUAUGGAGGCAAGUUCCUGAGGUAUCAUUGGUGCGACAGGCGCGGGCGGCGGACCUUAUCAGACUGGUGAUAUGGUGAACAGUGCCUUCCUACGGUGAUUUGUGGCCGCUGCACAGAACUGUAGUGACUGAUUUGUAUUUUGGUGUAUGUUAACUAAUAUAUAUAAAGAUGACUGCCGAAAAGCAGAUUUGUUUUAGCAUUUGUAUCUGUCAAAUGAUAGCCAUCUUGUCCGGGGUGUCGUUGCUCUACCUGGCAGUGAUCGUCAUUAUUCCAUCAAAGAAUGAACUGGCGAUGGGCUUUAAUACGACUCCUAUAAUGUGUACGACAGUGGAAGCCAAAGAUUUAGCAGCAGGAACAACGAAGAUCCCGUGUAAGUGGUCAACUUGUGGUGAAUGGUGUUUGUCCAAAGGGUCGGGAACCUGCAUGCAGAUCCACGUCAUGGUACGCAAUAACGGGUCGAAAGUCAACUUCCGAGACUGCGUAGACAUUGCUGAUGAAAACUGCUCGGCCCUCGACGUCAAUAAAACUCACGUCAGGCAUUGCAAGAGGGGGCAAUGUAAAGAUCUGACAGGCCUCUUCACCUGCACAAGAGACGGGGAAAACGAGUGCAGAGAAAUCACUCCAGCUUUUUAUUGUUACAGUCGUAAUAUACAAAAGAUACCCAUCACUUGUGACGAGGAAAAAUGUAAGGAACGACUAGACGGAGUGUUUUCCUGCAAGAAAGGCGAGUGCAAGAAACUUUGGGAUAAACGCAAGUAUUGGCUGGACUGUGAACGGAAGUGCACCAAUUUAGAGAUGCGAGAACGUAACGUCGUCAUCUUCAGCCGAGAGAGACUAGUGGCGACCGCCUGCUCCUCUAUGGAUUCACCUGACGCCAACACCUCCGCCAGUAUCGAGAGCGUCAGCAGCAAACAGGAAUGGCGGGACAAGAGGGAAACUCUCAUGCUCUUCUGCUCCUACGUCACCAAAGUUAAAGGCAAUAAGACCUACGACCUUCUCUCUGCUGACUGUUUCAAUGCCACCUUAGGAAGCGUGGAAGAAAUACAGGGAGUUAAAGAAUACAUGACCCUCCAGCAGAUACAUCAGACCUGGGGCAACCGCUCGGACUGGGUCAUCCUCCCAGAGCAGACACUCCGCAUCAUGAACAACACUCAGCUACGAAUUAAUCCCGAAGGCUGCGUCAACACCUUACGCAAGGAAUGCACGGCCUUCUUCGAGUCGCACGCCCAUGAUGGCUUUGACGGGAUGACUCCUGACCGUUACCCCUGCUACUUCACUGACAUGAGACAGGAAUUCGUCAUCGGAAAAUUCGACCCUGUGAUGACCUCGGCGAUCCUGCUGGUGGCGACGAUCCUGCCCGGGUGUCUCUUCGUGCUGGCCUGCACCUGCCUCUUCAUCUGCUCCAAAUCGGUAGGAGUGGACGACGAGGGGCACCUGAGGGUGACACUUCUCCAGGGCGGGGGCGCAGGAGGAAAGUGUGACUACUGGAUGGAGGGGCUGCUGUUGGACAAGGCGGAGGAUGAAGCCCGUGCUGCUGCUGCUGCUGCUGCUGCUGCCGCUUCUCAAGGGACACAAGAAGAGCAACCUGCACUGGAAAUGCAUGUCUUGGGAGAUCCACAACGAUGAUCUGAUUCAUGUAAAAUUACCUUGGAAAAUCUGUAAAUUAAAUUUACUUGCCUCUAUAUUGAAGUCACAUCCAUACUGUAGUCUACUGCAUAUUUCAGUUUAUUGAAAGAUUGUCUUUCAUCCCAAGUAACAAACAACCCAUCUGCCUCCAGUCCCCAGCUGUGGUUACCUUGUACUUACUUCAUGACACACCUUAGCACAGCAAGCUUUAUAGAGACUCCUCCUUGAAUGAUGUACUACAACCAGGCACCAAUACAGCCUCUCCAAGCUAUCUUUGCUAACACUGUCUUACACCUCUACCAGACAUAGUCAUCUUUAUGGAAGAGACACCUUCAGACAAGCACUGCAUUUACUACUGGUCAGUUAUGAUUAGUUCAAUAAAAGCUGGACAAAUGUGAGUCUGAAUCUCUCCAUAAAGAUAUGUUGUUGUAAUAUCUAUAUACUGUACUGGUGAUUUUUUAUAGGAAAAAUGCUAUUGCACAGCAUAUUAUAUAAUGUACAUUGUGAAAUGAAAUAUUCAUAAUAACAAAUAUGAGAACUUCAAGAUCUCAAUACAGCCAACUUAUAAAACUGUGAUUUUCAUUACAAGCAAUUAACAUAAAUUGCCCAUGUAAGUAAAAGAAGAAAGAAAUGAUAGCGACUGUUAAGAACCCUUUUUACCUUUAAGUGGGGUAUACAGUAUUAAGAUUUGACAUUUACUGUACAACCGAGUUCAUUAUUCUGGAAUUCCGUCAUCAAAAUGUAUCAUCAAACAAGACUGGGACUCCCACUAUCCCGCCUACUAUGCAUACUGUCUGGAAAACUUGGAUCAGUAAGUCAGUUUUAUAAACCCAUUAUCACCAGGAGUCAAUAUUUUCAUAGAAAACUAUAUGCACAAUAUUGGACAAGUGUAGUUAGUUUUAUUGGUGUAAAUGAUAAAGGGAUAAGAUUAAUCAAUUUUCAAAGAACAGACUAAAUAUUAUUCAGCAAAUACAGAAUGUGUCUUUUUCUACUUAUGUCUGAAAGUAUAAUAAUUAUUAUUAUUAUUAUUACUGUAUUAUUAUUAUUAUUAUUAUUAUUAUUAUAAUAAUUAUUACUAUUAUUAUUAUUAUUAAUGUAAACAGAUUUAUCCUAAAUACUGUACAUGAGUGGGAAGACGUCACAUAAAUAAUGAAAUAUUACUAUUGUACACGAGUAAGCUCUGUAUGAGGCAGCUGGCAGUAAAUAUAACAACUUUUUGUUCUAAAGCUGUCUGAGAAAAUUUGCUUUUAAUUAUAAUCAUCAAACUUUCUCUCUGGGAAUUUUAACUUCUGUACUGUAUUUCCCUCCGCAAAAUGCCAUUAUAUCAUAAAAAGUACUGUUAAGUUUUAUGGUCAUAUCACAUAAAUCACUUGUCACUUCAGACUCAUUCUAAAGCCAUUAAUGUAUAACUUCUUAUACACUGUAUUGUGAAAAAUAGCUUUUAUAUUUAAAUACCUGUCUACUAUUUGCCUUAAGUUUGUGUGUGUGUGUGUGUGUGUAAAACCAUAACUCCCUAUUUACUUUUAGCCUGUUGUAUUCAAAAUUGUUCUUGUGCUCCCAAGAGAACAGUUAUGAUGCUGUAACAACAGGAAUACUUAAAUUAUUCAGUAGCAAAGAGUGUUACAGAAGUACCAGAAUAUCUACAGUUUAAUGAUUUUUAGCUACGAUUGCAGUGAAUUACUGUAAUGACAAACUUCCCAAAUGAUUCUUGUGUAAUAUUGUAGAUUCAGGUAUACUUUGAGUCAUUCAAGCUGUAAUCAACUAGGCUGACUCCUUUGUCCCUCAAGCUUAAAAUAGUGAGAAAGUUUGACUGUUAUGUUUGGUAUACAUUAAUCCUGUAGUUGUCCCUGUUCAUUGUAACAAAUUUGGGGUAUAUCAAAGGCAAUGCUUUACUUCAGAGGUGGUGUUUGUGAUGAUGGAAGAAAGUGCUGUACCUUAAAAGUUCUGCCACGAGGGAACAUUAUGGUUUAAUGCUGUACAUGGUGCCAAGACCCAUCAUAACUUAAUGGUGGCAACAAGAUCCUACCCUGUGGAAAGGUGAUACAGUAUACAACUUUGCAUAAAGUGCUAAUGUUGUCAUUAAGGAAUGUUAUGGUAUGUCAUACAGUUGGUGCCACAACUCAUCAUGAAUGUUUAAAGAUCUGAAUAUGGUGUCAAAAUUAACCAGGAGGAUGGGGUUAUGUACUAUGAUCUAACCUUACAGGGUUGGAUAUUCAUGAUGGCACAAUGACCCACAGAGUUGUAGAUUGGUCAUGGCACUAUGAGCCACAGAGUUGUAGUUACAGCAAAGUGGUGGUACAAGGGCCUACCCUGGUGAAGGGUUACAGUAGUGUUGGUAAAAUCACCUCCCCUGAAAAAGAGCUAAAGUUGUAUAUCCCAGGGACAAAGCCACAGCUUUCUAUAUGGAAGCAAUACAAUAUAUUUAGAUGUGACAUGACCUGUCACCAGGAUAUGUUGUAGUAUAUCCAAGAGACUGAAACAAGCUUCUAUUGGGAAAAGAUAUGGUAUAUUCUGACAUGCCUAGUCAUAAGGAUAUUCUAUGGUAUAUCCCAGCGAUGGCUAUGUACUAGUCUGCCAUUUUCCAUUAUUAAUAAUUACUGUUUUAAUCACCAUGAAUUUACAAAUUAUCCUGUCCAUGUAAAUUGGGUACCACUUAACACAAGACUCAUAUAUGCACAAUUCAUAAUUUUAUCAUUUAAUUCAUGAUGUGAAUGCGUACUACCAAGUAUCACACCUUAUUCAUGAUGCAUUUUCAUUUAUAUGUACUGUGUCCAGUUAUGUAAGAAAUUAUAAAAAUGGAGGGAGCUUUAUUAUGCUAUACUGUAUUAUUAAUUAGGAACCAAAAUAGGCUUAGCAGAUUAUUUAACCUUUAAGACAUAUUAGAGCUCCCUCCUCGUUACCUUUGUUGUACAUAUAUAUAUUUUUUUCAGGCUUGUUCUAGCUCUGCAUGUAUAUAUAUGACAGUGCUAAAAUACUCAUAUAUACUGUUGAUAAAUAUUAUAAUACUGUUAAGUACCAGUUUAGCUACAACUAGAAGACAUGGCAUAUAGUAACCUGGUGCUAUUAUUUGAGUUAAAUCUAUUUGGGAAAUUUGUUAAAUCAUCUAAAUUUACCACUGUUAUAUAAUUCAUGAUAGGUUUAACAUAAAUUACAAGGCUAUAUUCUGUCCAAAAUAGAUGAUGUAGCUUUUUAUAUACAUUUGUUUUUCAAGAAAUCUUUGCACUUUAUCUAAUCAAUAUUGGUAAAGUCUAUCAAUGAGCACAAUUAUAAACAAGGUAAACCUAAGUCACCAGGAUUUGUUGCUUGAUCUUGCAACGUUCUCAUCUGUAAUAACUUGCAUAUGCAUUCAAAAUACAUCUGCACAAUAUUUGUGCUUGUUAAUGCUUACAUUUCUACACAAAGUUUGCAAUAAACAUUGCUCAACAA